Molecule: messenger RNA, 726 nt
Organism: Drosophila subobscura
Lineage: Eukaryota; Metazoa; Arthropoda; Insecta; Diptera; Drosophilidae
Gene: AANATL2
Exons: 1
Coding region: 37-699 (220 amino acids)
Molecular function (GO): N-acetyltransferase activity
Source: RefSeq, a predicted model, not a curated record
UUCUCUCAGUUUGUGUGCGCGAAGGCACUUGAAAAGAUGUCAGCGCUCAUCAGCAUACGCGUCAUGCGAUUGGAGGACUACAACGCGGUGGAGGCAUUUCUCGCUCAACAUUUCUUCAAAGAGGAACCCCUGAUGCUCACCCCGCAAGAGGACCAGGAUGCAGCAGCAGUCAUACCCGCCGAAUCGGAGCUGCAUUUGUCGCUCAUCCCGCAGGGCCUCUCCCUGGUGGCCAUCGAUGAGGCGCACGGCAAUCGCAUUGUUGGCGUCAUUUUGGCAGGCGCCCAAAAGCCCGCCGACGUGGAGCAGCACUUCGCGGAGGCACAGCAGCUGGAACCCACCUGCCUGCUGCAUCACAUACACAAAUUUCUCUCUGGCAUUGAGAAGAGCGCCAAUUACUUUGAGCACUACGGCGUGGAGACCGCCCUGUAUUUGUACAUUCUUGGCGUCGACUCCUCGGUGCGUCGCCAGGGUCUGGGCUCCCGCUUGGUCUCCGCUCUCAUCGAUUUGGGCCGACAACAGGGCUUCCCUGCCAUGGUCUCCACAUGCACCAAUCAAAACUCCACGCGCCUCAUGUCUGCCCUGCAAAUGGAGUGCAUACACUCGCAGAUCUACGCGGAUUACAAAGAUGAUCAGGGUAGAGUGGUGCUGCGACCGCCAGCACCGCACACAACGGGCAGUGUCAUGGGCAUACGGCUCUGACGAACGAGUGUAGAACGAGUAAACAGU